AUGGGGGCGUUUGGUUUGUUGUAUUGGAUCUGCGGUGGUGGGUUGUUGCUAGCGGGAGUUGGUUUCUGUGCUGACCCUUUUGCCAACUUUCAAUUGGAGUUCUCUUACAUUACUGCUUCUCCACUUGGUGUUCCUCAGCGGGUAGUUGCUGUCAAUGGAAAAUUUCCGGGCCCUGUUUUGAACGUCACUACUAAUUAUAACGUGGUUGUUAACGUCAAGAACAAAUUAGAUGAAAAUCUUCUGAUCACAUGGUCUGGUAUUCAAAUGCGUCGAUCUUCAUGGCAAGACGGAGUUUUGGGCACAAACUGCCCGAUCCCCGCAAAUUGGAACUGGACUUAUCAGUUUCAGGUCAAGGAUCAAAUUGGUAGUUUCUUUUAUUUUCCAUCACUAAACUUGCAGAGAGCUUCCGGUGGCUUUGGUCCUUUUAUUGUCACGAAUCGAGAUAUUAUUCCAAUUCCUUUCAAUGCACCCGAUGGGGAUAUAGUAAUCAUGAUCGGUGAUUGGUACACUCGUAACCAUACGGCUCUUCGUAAAGAUUUGGAUGAUGGGAAAGGGCUCGGAAUGCCGGAUGGAGUUCUUAUCAAUGGGAAAGGACCUUACAGAUAUAAUACUUCUCUUGUUCCUGGUGGGAUUGAGCAUGAGACUGUUAAUGUCGAUCCUGGCAAGACGUACCGGGUUCGGGUGCACAAUGUUGGAACCUCCACUAGUUUGAAUUUCAGAAUUCAGAACCAUAAUCUGCUGCUGGUGGAGACUGAGGGUUACUACACAUCUCAACAGAACUACACGAGCUUGGACAUCCAUGUUGGCCAAUCUUACACUUUUCUGGUCACCAUGGAUCAAAAUGCAAGCAGCGAUUAUUAUAUUGUGGCUAGUGCUCGAUUUGUGAACGAGUCACUAUGGGAAAGAGUUACCGGUGUUGCCAUUUUGCAUUAUUCAAAUUCUAUGGGAGAGGCUGCAGGUCCACUCCCGGAGCCACCAAGUGAUUAUUACGAUACGUCGUAUUCACUCAAUCAGGCAAUGUCCAUCAGGCAAAACGGCAGUUCCAGCGGGGCCCGCCCAAACCCACAGGGUUCCUUCCACUAUGGCUCAAUCAAUGUCACCAAUACUUACAUCCUCAGGAGCUUUCCACCAGCGACGAUUAACGGCAGAUUAAGAGCCGCCUACAACGGGAUAUCAUUUGUAAAUCCCGAUACACCAAUGCGCCUUGCUGACGUGUACAAAGUGAAGGGUGACUACAAGCUUGAUUUUCCCGAGAAGCCCAUGAACAGGACACCGGUCGUGGAUAGAUCCAUUAUCAAUGGUACUUACAAGGGAUUUAUUGAGAUUGUGUUGCAGAAUAACGACACUGUUGUCCAGACAUUUCACAUGGACGGUUAUUCUUUCUUCGUGGUCGGGAUGGGAUACGGCGAGUGGAGUGAGAACAACAGAGGCUCGUACAACAGGUGGGAUGCGAUAUCCCGCUCCACUGUUCAGGUUUUUGCUGGAGGAUGGACUGCUGUUUUUGUGUCUCUUGACAAUGUUGGUGUUUGGAACCUUAGGACAGAGAAUUUGGACAGGUGGUAUCUCGGCCAAGAAACGUACAUGAGGAUUAUAAAUCCCGAAGACAGUUCAAACAAAACCGAGUUGCCUGUGCCAGAUAACGUUCUUUACUGUGGUGCCCUCAGCCGCAUGCAAAAGCCUCAGAAAGUGUCCAGCGCAUCGACCUUGCACCUAGGUGGUGUUGUUUUGGUGCUGGUGCUAUCUAUUGUCAGUUUCUUUUUGAACUAA
Messenger RNA from Striga hermonthica, 1767 nucleotides. NCBI's taxonomy places the organism in Eukaryota, Viridiplantae, Streptophyta, Magnoliopsida, Lamiales, Orobanchaceae. The record is from the annotation of a GenBank genome assembly.